Molecule: messenger RNA, 17195 nt
Organism: Anopheles merus
Lineage: Eukaryota; Metazoa; Arthropoda; Insecta; Diptera; Culicidae
Gene: Obsc
Product: obscurin
Exons: 31
Coding region: 14-16411 (5465 amino acids)
Biological process (GO): synapse organization; protein phosphorylation; homophilic cell-cell adhesion
Cellular component (GO): neuronal cell body; axon; plasma membrane
Molecular function (GO): protein binding; guanyl-nucleotide exchange factor activity; axon guidance receptor activity
Source: RefSeq, a predicted model, not a curated record
ACCGAGAUCUGCAAUGAUCGAGCGUGGAUUGAGCCAAAGGCAAACCCCUGCUCAGUGCGGACAGUUCAGUUUCAGUCGAGCUUUCGAGCAGAAAAACUUCGGCGUGUCCUAUAGCAAGGAAGACAUCCUUCUGCCGUCGAAACGCCAGCAAAGCGCACCUCAGGCGCCACCAGCCGAACCGACAGCAACACAGCCCUCCCAGCGUACCCGGGAGCCCGAAUGUGUUGCGGCCCAUCGCCCUGAGUCACAGCGACUGGCGACGAGGCCGAUCUAUCACUACCGUCCAUGCAACACGACGUCCUCCGGGCUGCGCUACUCCAACGAUCCCAACGAACCCGACGACGAUAACCCUAGCGAGGGAUUUAAGAUGUACGAUAUUUUGGUUGUGAACAAAAACUACGAUGCCGAAGGACCGGACUCGAUCUCGGUGCGCGUUGGCGAUCUGGUCGAGGUCCUCGAUAUGGGCGAUUCGGCCGUCAAUGCGGCAAAGAAGCCGAAGCUCGAUCCGCAGAUGAACAUUGGCCAGAGCGAGGACCGGCUCGACAGCUCGGCCUCGAGGCACAAGCUGGCGGUGAAGCCGAAGAAGAACCACCAGAGCUCGUCCCAUCGUCGUAGCGUCAGUCCACAGCCACCGUAUCAACCGAAACCGAACGAGAAGUGGAAAGUACGAAUCUUUGACGGUGACGACAACGCGAAAGCCGGCUGGAUACCGGUGUCCGUGCUGGACAUCAAUCAUACCGAGCAGGCCGUGUUCGGCGAGAAAUCCAACGAUGCCGCAUAUCGGCGAGAAGCCGUCGUUCGCGAGCUGGUCGAAACGGAGGAAGAGUUCGCCAAGGAUCUGCAGCAGGUCGUCGACAACUACCUCAAGUACAUCGACAACAAGGACAACAAGGUGCCGCGUGUGGUGCGCGAUCACAAAGAUGACAUCUUUAAUAACUUCAAGCAGAUUGCGGACUUUCACAACACGGUACUUAUCGAGGGUGUGAAAUACUACGCGAACAAUCCGAAGAUGAUCGGCAAAACGUUCCUGCGGCUCGAGCGCGACUUCGACAAGCACGUCAAGUACUGUCGCGAUGCACCGGUUGCGCAGGAAUUUCUUGCAUCGAACGAUGCCAUCCGAGACUUCUUUAUGGAGCUAUCGGCGAACAUCGACGACGAUAAAAGUCUCACCGAGCAUCUGAAGCUUCCGAUCCAGCGUAUCAACGAUUACAAACUACUCUUCAAGGAACUGCUCAAGUACUCGACCGCACUCGGCGAAAAUGUGCUCGACAUCCAGAAGGCGCUCGAGCUGAUGCUCUCGGUGCCGAGCCGGGCGGCGAACAACAAAUUUCUCGAAGCGAUCGAAGGAUUCCGAGGCAACCUGCAGAAGCUGGGCCGCGUGCUCGCCCACGAGUACUUUGGCGUGCGGGACCGGGAGAACAAGAUCAAGGAGCGCUACCUGUUCCUGUUCAAGUCGCGCAUCCUCGUCACGAAGGUGAAGCGCCUGUCGGACGAUCGGUCGAUCUUCAUCCUGAAGGACAUCGUGCGCCUGCCGGACUGCGAGCUACGGGACAUCGAUACGCGCGCGUUCGAGCUGGUGCCGAAGGGCAAGGGCUCGGAUCCGGUCCAUCUGAUCGCCUACUCGGAGGAGGCGAAGCAGCGCUGGAUCUACGAGAUCAGCGAGUACGUCAACAACGCGGUCGCGCUGCAGGAACACUCGAACGACGAUCUGCGGCUCGAUCCGACGCAAACCAACAUCGACGACAGCAUCAUCAAGCUGCCGCAGCGCAUCGAGGCGCACAAGACGGACGAAAACAUCAAACCGUCCGACAUUGCGGACAGCUACGUGGUGUUCAAGCACAAGACGAGCCGGGACGAAUCGCACCAGGCGCUGCAGAAGAUCCAGUACCUGCAGCAGCAGCAGCAGCAGCAUCUGCCCCAGCAGCUCGGCGAGUCGGCGGAGCCGGUAGUGGUGGUGGAGGAGGAGGAGGAAAAGUCCGCCUCGGUCCAGGAACGGUUGGCCGCGUUCGAGGUGAAGAAGUCGGCGAAGAAGUUGGACCUCACGCACACCAAGCAGCAGGAAGCGAUCGCCGUAGCGUCGAGCGUGGUGCAGUCGGAAACGAAGACAGCUUCGUCCUCCUCAUCAUCCGUGUCCGUUACCUCCUCGUCCGUGUCCGUGAAGGAGGAGCAACACGAGCGAUCGGUUGCCGUGAAACGCCAACAGGAGGUGCAGCUGGAAAGCUCGGUCACGAAGAGCAGCAAGUCGGAGAGCAAGACGGUGUCGUCCGUCUCGUGCUCCACCAGCAACUCCAGCAUCAGCUCGUCCCAGGAAUCGUCCCUCGCUGAAACUCAGCAAACUCAGCAGCAGCUGCUCGAGCAGCAGAACAAAAUCAAGCAGAUCGAGUCGAAGUACGCCGCGCUGAAGCAGAAGCAGCUCGAGCAGAAGUCGGAAAUUGUUGAUGCCAAGUUUCAGAUCGUCGAGACCAAGUUUGCCGCACUCAAGCAGAAGCAGGAACUGUUGCUGCAGGAGCAACAUCAGCAGCAGGUAACAACCUCGACCUCCACUACUGGCAGUGCGGUUGUAGCCCAACAGCAGCAGCAGCAGCAGCACGUUGAGGCGGUUUCGAAGAUCCAGCAGAUCGAAUCGAAGUACGCGGCUCAGAAGCAAGAGGAAGCCGUUUCAAAGAUUCAGCAGAUCGAAUCCAAAUACGCCGCUCGUAAAUCAUCGCUCACGGGAGCGACUGUGGAAGAGUCGGUCAAGCAGCAGCAGCAGCAGCAGCAACAGCAAACAACUGCUUCGGUGCAACAAGAACAGCAACAAAAAACCGUUGUCUCCACCGUUGCGGUGGAAAAGGCACCGGAAGAGCCGCUCUCAAAGCUCCAGCAGCUUGAGUCCAAGUACACUGCCCACAUCCAGCAGGCAAAGGAACUGGUAAAGGAAUCGAUUGAAGCGACGAUUAAGAGCGAAGCUGAACCAAAACCAGAACCAACUUCUGCUGACUCACCGCAAACGGAAUCGCUUUCGAAGAUACAGCAGAUCGAAUCGAAGUAUGCCGCCCUCAAGGCUCGCCAGCAGCAGCAACUGCAAGAGAUUAAGGCAGCCGAAGUGACAACGGAAACGACCGUUACCGUAGCGCAGCAGCAGCAAACCCAAACUCCAUCUGCCGAAGAACCUCAGUCGAAGAUCGCCCAGAUCGAGGCAAAGUACGCGUUCAAGCGUCAACAAUCGCUGAGCGUUGAUGAGACGCUUAACUCGAAGCUCCCCGUUCCGGUGAAGAAGGAAGCGGAGGUACAAUCCACGGUGAAGGUUGCAAAGCAAGAGACAACAGCCACCAAGACUGAACAAGUUACGAAAACUUCGGAAGUAAAAGUUGCUGAAAUUAAGAGUGCAGAAGCUGUUAAAGUUCAGGAGACGGUGAAAGUUGAGCAGAAAGAAGUGAAGGAGUCGAAAAAGAAGAUCCCUGAACCGAUUAAGCUUACGGAACAGGCAACGAAGACUGCAGGCGAUAAGGGACCUGAUUCGCCCAAGAAGGGUAAAACACCGAAGACUCCGAAAUCUCCAUCGCCCAAGAAGGAGGCUGUUCCGUUUAAACAUAAGCCGGAAGAACCUAAAAAGACCGUUGAACCGGCUAAGACUGUGCCAGCGAAGCCAGCAGAACCGACCAAGCCGGAAAAAUCGGUUGAGGCAUCGAAGCCUGCUGAACCGGUUAAGGUUGACAAACCGGUAGAACAAUCGAAGUCCGCCGAAGCGGUUAAGACCUCCAAGCCUGUUGAAUCGCCAAAGCCAGUUGAAACUCCCAAGCCUGCAGAGCCAGUUAAGACUGUAAAGCCUGCAGAACCAGCUAAGCCCGUUGAACCGGUGAAGACUGCAAAGUCUUCGGAAGAACCGAAGAAGCCAGCUGAAACAGCGAAGACUGUGAAGCCCGUCGAGUCUCCCAAGGCAGCCGAACCGGUAAAGGUUGAAAAACUUGCUGAGCAGGCAAAGCCUGUUGAACCGGUUAAGACUACGGAGCCGACGAAACCAUCUGAACCGGUAAAGCCAGCUGAGACGGUGAAGGUUGAGAAACCUGUAGAACCGGUAAAGCCUGUUGAACCGGCGAAGCCUGUUGAACCGGCGAAGCCUGUUGAACCAGUUAAGACUACUAAGACACCGGAGCCCACAAAACCAACUGAAUCGGCAAAGCUUGCCAAGCCAGCAGAGCCUGUUAAAGUUGAGAAACCAUCUGAACCGGCCAAGACCGCGAAACCUGCCGAGCCUGCAAAACCUGCUGAACCUGCAAAGCCUUCUCCUCCAUCGAAGAUUCCUGAGCCUACCAAACCUUCGAAGCCUGCAGAACCAGUCGCUAAACCUGUUGAACAAGCGAAGGCUACGCCUGAACCUCCCAAGAAGGUAGCGUCCGAACCGGUUAAGGUUGAGGCACCUAAAGCCACCCAACCAGCUAAGGCCCCAGAACCUGUGAAAGCUCCCAAACCGACGAAACAAACUGAAACUCCGAUACCCGUUCCGGAACCUGCUAAACCGGCUGAACCAACAAAACCACUGGCAAAUAAGCCGGUGGAGUCACCUAAAGUAGCGGAACCUGCCAAGGUCGAAGAACAACCAGCUCGCCGUCCCGAUUCACCCAAGUCGGCAAAGAAAGCAUCCUCGCCGAAGAAGACAUCUCCUCCGAAGGAACCGAAGAAGGUGCCGGAACCGGUUGUGCCGAAACCGGUGGAAAAGAAGACUGAGUCCGUGAAGGUACAGGAACAGAAGAAGACUGAAACGACGACCGCAACCGUUCAGAAGGCUAGUGAGAGUGUCAAACAGGUAGAGACCGCUACAACUCGCAAAGGUCGUACUGCACCUGCGGCGGUGUCCGACGACGCGUCCCCGGUCGAGGGUGCCGUCGAGCAGAAGUCGCGCGAGGAAGCGCUCAACCGCAAGCUAGAGGAAAUAUACGCCCGCGAAAAGGCGACCCUAGCCGAGGCGAAGCGUAUCCGUGAGCUGGAGGAGCAGGAAAUACGGCGCAAGUUUGAGCAGCGAUCGAUCCGCGAGAUCCAACAGAUCAAGGAGACGGCUACGGAAUUUCUGCAGCAGAUUGCUGCCACCCGUAAUCUCGUCCAAUCGGUGCUGGAAACGAGUACCGAGCCGAGGGUUCCGCAAGUGACCAAAGCAGCGACAAGUGCGGCCGCAUCCGGCGGAGAAGGAAACAACUCCCAACCAAGCUCCGGAGCUGGACAGGAAGGAUCCUCCGAUCAAUCAGCUCAACAAGCGGGUAGUGGUGGUGAGCAGGGUGCAGCACCCAACCAAUCGGAGCAAUCCGCUGGCGAACAGGGUGGUUCUGCCGGCAGUAACAACGGCAACGACGGUAACGGCGAUCGUGAGGACAAAAAGCGUACACCUCCGCCACUGCAGCUGCCUACCUUCUUCGAUCCACCGCCACCACCGGUCUAUCAGGCGACGAUCGAGGUGUUCAUCAAGAAGGAGCGUCCACCACCACCGCCACCACCAAAGAUUACGCGCAAACUUGUAGUUAACACCGACGAGCUAGAGCGCAAAACGCAAGCCUUCUUCGACGGGGAGAUCAACGAACCCGAUCCAGACUUUUCGAUUGCGGCGGCACACCGCAAGCUCAAGGGCAUCAAGAACAUCUGCAAGAAGGCGGACGAAACCGUCCUGUACGCGGAGGACACGAUCGUGAAGGCGGAACAGGGCGAGUUCGACAGUAUCGUGAUCCCCGAGCCGGAGGAAGACAAGCGACCGCGCGAACCGGUGUACGAGUACCAGUACACGGUCGAGGAUCCGGUAACGGGAGCGCGCGUCUGCACGGCCGACCCGAACCUGGUGCUGAUCGAGAAGGAGCUAAGGAUGGAGGACCAUUACGGUUCAGCACACUCGCGCUACUCAUCAUCGCGGUUGUCCUCGCGCAGGAGUCACACCUCGGAAGCUCAAGAGAAAGAACUAGCUGCGAUAGAGACGCGCCACGUGUCCAAGAUGUCGACGACCAACACGAAGAAGAUCCGCGUACCGACCAACAUACGGCCGCACUUCAUCAAACCGAUCCGUGGUCUCACGGUGGAGCCGGGUGAGAAUGCCAAGUUCACUGUGCAGGUGGACGAAAUGUCCAACAUGCAGUGGCUGAAGGACAACAAGCCGCUCGACGAUCGUCUAGCCGACCGUGUGAUCACGAAAGAGAACGAUGAUCUUACGUACUCGCUCGAAAUCCAGCACUGCCGUGAGCAGGACAGUGGCAUCUACACGGCCCGUGCCAUCAACGGUACGGAGAAUGCCUCCUGUACCGCUCAGCUCAUCGUUGAAACACUAACACCAGAACAGCGUAAGGCAAUGUCCGAGUCCAACUCGCCGGUGUUCUCGGUUCAGCUGAAGGACACGGAGGUCAUCGAGAAGACCUACCUCACCUUCAUGGUGAAGGUGAAGGGCGAUCCGGCACCGAAGGUUCGAUUCUGCAAGGAUGACAAGGAAAUUCUAGACACCGACAAGCGCAUGAAGAUUAACCGCGACCGGGCGGACAUCGGCUAUUACGAGCUGAUCAUCCCGGAGGUGCACAAGGGCGACUGCGGUGUGUACUCGUGCACCGCGUGGAACAAGUUCGGCACCACCAAGACCGAGGCCCAGCUGCUCGUGGCCGACCAGCUCGAUCUGUUCUCCGAGCUCGAUAAUCUGGACGACAAGACGAAGUUCGUGUGGAAGAAGAACGGCGUAGCGUUCGAUCCGGAGGAACGGUUCAAGGUGCUGAUGGCGGAUGAUUCCGACUCGCUGGCGCUUGUCUUCCAGCACGUCAAGCCCGAAGAUGCUGGACUUUACACUUGUGUUGCCGCGACGUCCUCGGGUAAUAUCCAGUGUAGCGCUGAACUGACCGUUCAGGGACAAGUGAACCAGCUGAUACAGGAACCAUCCAAGCCGCACCUGGAGGUCGAGUCGCGGGAAGCGCUGGCCCGAAUCGGCGGCAAGGCGCUGCUCGAGAUGAAGGUCAAGGGCUACCCGAAGCCGGAGAUCGUCUGGCGCCACGAGGGUACGAUCAUCGAGCCCGGCGGUCGGUACAAGUUCCUCUACGAGGACGCCGAGUCCGUGUCGCUCGUCAUCAAGGACGUGCAGCCGUCCGAUGCGGGCGCCUACUCGAUCGUGGCCCAGAACGAGCUCGGCGAAGACUCGACGUUUAUCAAUCUGGUCGUAAAGACGCCUCCCACCAUCACGAAACCGCACGAUAUGGCGGCGAUGGUGAACGAACAGUACAAGAUGUCGAUCGAGGUCAAUGCGGUACCGGCCGCGACCGUGCGCUUCUUCCGCAACGGCAAGGAAAUCCGGGAGGACGAUCGCAUCAAAUUCCUGACCGCCGAGAACUACUACAUCAUCAAGUUCAAUCACACCGUGCUGGAGGAUGCUGGCAACUAUUCGAUCAUUGCGAUGAACGAAAUCAGCCAGGCGUCCGAGUUCUGGGAAUUUACGAUCAACUCGCCGCCGCGAACGACCCUGCGCCUGCAGGAGGAAACGGUCGUGAACGAGAAGGAGGACAUCGAGCUGGUCGUGAAGGCCGAGAGCAACCCGGCCCCGAUCGUGCGCUGGUACAAGGACGGCAAGGAGGUGGUAGCCGACGGCAAGCGCGUCGUCAUCAUUGCUGAGGACGGCCGGUACGUGCUGAAGAUACACGCGGCCAACCGGGACGAUACCGCCCUGUACACGGCCGACAUCAUCAACGAUUACGGCACGGUGACGGAAAAGUCGCAGGUCAACGUGAGCACCAAGUCGAAGGUGCGCGAACAGCUGACCGCCCUCACCUGCAAGGAGGGCGAAACGGACGUGAUGCUCGAGGUAAAGGCGGACGGCUACCCGCGCCCGAAGGUGCAGUGGUACAUCGACGAUGUGGAGAUUACCGAGUCGCGCAACGAGUACAAGUUCCAGGAGGACGGCCUGUACUACCAGCUGGUGCUGAAGGAGGUGAAGGCGGAAAUGCAGGGCGUGUACAAGGCCCGGUUCACCAACGAGCUCGGCACGGACGAAACGAGCGCCAUGACGACGGUGCAGUGCUCGCCCAAGGUGCGCAAACCGCUCGUGGAUACGGACGUGGACGAGAAUACGACGCUCACGCUCGAGGUUGAGAUCUACGCGGAGCCGGUGCCGGAGGUGACCUGGUUCAAGAACGGGCAACCGAUCCAGACGGACGCACGGCUGACGAUCAAGCGCGAUUCGCAGCGCGUCGAAAACUACACGCUGUCGCUGACGAUGGUGCGUGGCGCCGACUCCGGUGACUACGAGGUGCGGGCCGUCAACUCGAUGGGCACUGCUACGACCAAGGGCCGAGUCGUUGUUCAAAAGGCCAUUGUAGCGAGCCCCGGGGAGAAUGCCGAAGCCCACCGUAUGAUAAGUGAGUGUAUGAAGAUCGGUCAGCACGGUGAGACGAUCAUGGUCUCGGUAUGUACCGAGGAGAGCCACGCAGCAAUAGUCACAGGUCCCGAAGAAUCCCACUCCAUCCAUCAGAUGCGUGCGACAACGGUGAUCUUCGAGGAGGACAGUGGAUCACCGAUCGAGGUGAUGCAAAAGAUCAUCUACCCGAACAAACCGCACGCUUCGGCACUGCACGUGGAGGAGAUCGACACGAUCACCUUCACCUCGCCGGAGCAAAAGCGCCAGUAUCAGUCGCGACAGUCCGCGAGCGAUGCAGCCACCAGUACCUUUAUCGAGGAGUUCGAAUCCGACAACGAUUCUGUCGGUGGAAAGGGCAAGCUGUCGCGCGGUGUAUCGAUCCACUCCGCCUCGGAGGAUGAGCUGCAGCUGCUGUCACGUCAAGCAAGUCGCACCGAAAGUGUACCGGCGACUCCCACCAAUGCAACGCUCGAUAAGAGUGAGCUAGAAAAGGAAACGAUCUCCCAGGAAUCGUGCGAAGAGCCGAAGGUGGAGGCCGUAAAGGUGGAAGACGUACCAGAUUCUCCGCGCAAGGGUAAUUUGCUCGAGUCGGGAACGUACGAAGAGCGAGCCGGUAAGCGAUCGAUUGAAAAGAAGGUUUCCUUUGAGGAUGAGUUGUCGCCGCAGCAGAGUAAGACGCUCGAACGGCAGGAAGUGAUCGACAAUGAGCCAGAGCAACCGGAGCCGGUAAAGGAGGAGGUUGUGGAGAAACGAUCUGCCUGCAGCAAAGGGCUUGCCAAUGAACCGAUUGUGGACGGUACUGUGGAGGAGAGUGCUGAAAAGGCUGUUACUACCGAAGAAUCACAAGAACCGGCACGCCCAGAAGCAUCGCCGGAGAUCCUGAAAACGGAUAUUGCUGAUGUGACGACGUUCGACUCGCUUCCGCUGAUCUGGACCGUGGAAGCCGACGGUAUUCCACGCCCGGAGGUGUGCUGGUACCACAACGACGAGCUGGUUAAGUCUAGCGAUCGUAUCCGCAUCACUGACUCGGGUACGACGUACAAGAUCGAAAACCGUGACGUGAAGGAAGCAGAUGCUGGCGAAUGGAAGGCCGUGGUCAAGAACCGCAUUGGCGAAAAGUCUCUGCCAGCGAAGCUGACCGUUAUUCCUUGCAAGGAAUAUCGCCGUCCGAAGUUCAUGAAGGGACUGCAGAACAUCUCCGUGCACAAGAAUGAACCGGUAACGCUGUCCGUAACGCUUACCUCGGACCCGGAGCCGGAGAUCACCUGGUUGCAGAACGGCAACGAGGUGACGGCGGACGACUACAUCGUGCUGAAGACGGAGAUCAAGGAGCUGGAGUACAACCUGAAGGAGAUCACGUACACGCUGCACAUUGAUCAGGCCCGGCACUACGACACCGGCGACUACACCUUCCAGGCGAAGAACAAGUACGACGUGAGCGAAUCGAACGGCCGGCUGGAUGUGCUGCUGAAGCCGGAGAUUGAGAACUUCCGCGAUACGACGGUGCUGCCGUUUACGCAGGGCGUCUUCCAGGUGCUGGUGAAGGCUAACCCCAAGCCGAAGGUCACCUGGACGAAGGAUGGACUGAACCUGUGCAACAACGAUAACUGUGACGUGAUUGCGGACAUUGAGAAGGAAGUCUACACGUUGGUGAUUGAAUCAUGUGCUCUGGCCGAGCACGGUACCUACACGCUGACGGCUUCUAACGCUCAGGGCGAAACGGUCGCCACCGCUAACCUCAACGUGCACACCGAGAAGCCCAAGUUCACCAAGGAACCGGACAGUCUUACCGUGCACGAUUGGGCCGACGUCUACAACAAGGUGGUGGUGCAGGGCGUACCACGCCCGGCUAUCCAGUGGCUGCACAACGGUACCCCGCUCGACACGCAGGAGAUCGACGAGGAGUCGCAGGAGCCGAAGAUCAAGAUCGUCACGUCGGGCGACACGGAGGUGACCAGCGAAUUGUUCAUCACGCACUUCGGACCGGAGCUGCAGGGUGAAUACUCCUGCCUGGCGACGAGCAUCGGCGGCGAAUCCGAGGCCAAGUUUAACAUCCAGGUCAAGAACGAGCAGCCCGUGUUCGGUAAGGGGCUGGAGCGUUCGCUCGACCUGGAGGAGGACGACCGUUUGGAGCUGCGCUGCAUCGUCGACGGCAGUCCGCUGCCAAAGAUGACCUGGUACAAGGACUCCAAUGAAAUCAAGGCCGACGAUCAUGUUAAGAUCACAUAUGGACAUGACGGCAUCUGCCGCCUGGUGAUCGAUAACGUUCUCCCAGGAGACAGCGGUUGCUACAAGCUGGUGCUGUCGAACAAGAGUGGUGAUGUGACCACGCAGUGCGGUGUUGCUAUCACUCCAAAGCAAAAGCCGCCGGUGUUUGUGCGCCCGCUGCAGGACCACAAGCUGACCGUGGGCGACACGCUGCACAUGGAGGCGGAGAUCGCCGGCUUCCCGAUGCCGGAGGUUCGCUGGUUCAAGGACGGGCUGCCGCUGCGUCAAAUCCGCGGCAUCAACUUCAUCAACCAGCCGGACGGUUUGGUCGGCUUCAUCAUCGACCGGGUGACGGCCGAGGACGCCGGCAUCUACACGUGCGAGGUGAAGAACAAGAACGGCGAGGCCAAGUCCGCCUCGCUCACGGAGAUUGUGCCGAAGGGCAAGAAGCCACAGUUUGUCAGCGAGCUGAUGAACGCCAACAUUGUGGAGGGUUUCCCGAUCAAGCUGACCGUGAAGGUGAUUGGCUACCCGCAGCCGGCGGUUAAGUUUACCCACAACGGAACGUUGGUGGCUGGCGAUCGGUACAGGAUCACCGAGGAAGGCGAGGGUGCCUUUACGCUGGCGCUGGACAAAACGACCGGCACGGACUGUGGCGAGUAUCAGGCGAUCGCGACGAACGAGCAUGGCGAAACGAUUAGCGCGGCGACGGUGAACAUUCUGCCCACGACCGAUCCGUCCCUGCCGGAGGAGCCCCCGAGCUUCCUGGGCGGGCUGCGCGACAUCACGGCCGACGAGGGCAAGGAGCUGACGUUCUCGGCCCGCUUCGCCGGCAAUCCGGCACCGGAAGUGAUCUGGACGAAGGAUGGCGAACCGCUGCAGCCGACCGGUCGCGUGUCGGUGACCUGCGACGGCAAGAGCGUCGGGCUGACGAUUACGCCCGCUGAGAUGUCGGAUUCGGGCGAGUACGCUUGUCUGAUGGCGAACCCGCUGGGUGAAACGGAAACGCGUGCCGCCGCCAUCGUGCGCAAGGUGUUCCAGAAGCCAAACUUCGUGUAUCCGUUCUCCGACAUGCAGCAGCUGCCGGGGCUGGAGGCUAAGUUCCCGGCCAAGCUGGUCGGUGUGCCUCGCCCGGAGGUGCAGUGGUACAAGAACGAGUCGCCCAUCCAUCCGGACGAUCGGUACAAGAUGAAGUACGAGGGCGACUGCGUCUGCCUGUACAUCAAGGAGUGCGCCCCGGAGGACACCGGACUGUACUCGUGCACGGCGACGAACCGUGAAGGUAGCAGCACCAUCGAGGCGAAGCUGGAUGUCGUUACGCGAAUUGAGAAGCGCGAUGAGCCGACGCCACCAUCGUUCAUGAAGAAGCUCAACGAUAUGACGCUGCUGGACGGUAUGAAGGCGAAGUUGACUGUGUGCGUCGACGGUUUCCCGAUGCCCACGGUCGAAUGGAUCCGCGACGGUCGCCGGCUGGUGCCGAGCGAGAAGUACCGCAUCGAGGCGGAGAAGAACGGACUUGCCCGUCUGAUCGUGGACGACGUGCAGGAGGAAGAUCUCGGCCGGUACAGCUGCAAGGCGGUGAACAACCUGGGCGAGGCUAUCUGCCACGCUAACCUGAAGUUCGAACCAUCCGACUACCGUCCGCGUCGUCGCUACGUCAAGGGCAAGGGCAAGGAUCUGCUCCACACACCACCGUACCCGCUGACGGAGAAGCCGAUCAUCUCGAAGCUGUCCGACCGGCGGCUGACGCUUUCGUGGCGUCCUUCGAUGACGACCGUGCCGCGCUAUCCGGUCACUUAUCAGCUGGAAAUGAUCGAACUACCGGACGGCGAGUGGCACACGACCCGCUCAGGCAUUCGUGGUUGCUCGUGCGAGGUCCGCAAUCUGGAACCGUUCCGCGAGUACAAGUUCCGCAUCCGCGUCGAGAAUCUGUACGGCGUAAGCGACCCGAGCCCGUACGUGCAGACGUACCGGCAGAAGCUGGAACCGGAACCGCCCGUGUUCUAUCCAUACCUGGGACCGGGCCGUGACUUCCGCCCUGACACGUCGGCGCACUAUCCGCGCGACUUUGACGUGGAGCGUCCGGGGCACCGCCAUCAGGCACAGGCGCCCGAGUUUCUGCGCCAGGAGCAGCCGGUCCAGUACGGUACGAAGAAUCACAACGUCAGCCUGUUCUGGUUCGUGUACGGCUAUCCGAAGCCUACAAUGACCUACUACUUCAAUGAUCAGAUCAUUGAGGCAGGCGGCCGUUAUAGCUUCAGCUACACGCGCAACGGACAGGCGACGCUGUUCAUCAACCGUAUGACCGAUCGGGACGUCGGUGUCUAUGAGGCGGUGGCCACGAACGAGCACGGCUCGGUGCGGCAGCGCGUCUGCCUGGAGCUGGGCGAGUAUCCGCGGUUCCUGCAGCGCCCGGAGGAGGUGUUCAUUAUGGGGCGCCGGUCGGGACGCGUCGAGGCGAAGAUUACCGGUGUGCCGUUCCCGGAUAUUAAGUGGUACAAGGACUGGCAGCCGAUUCACGAGUCUUCUCGCAUCAAGAUGAUCUUCUACGAGCCGGACACGUGUGUACUGCUGCUGACGGACGCGAUCAAGAAGGACGAAGGCCUGUACUCGAUCAGCGCGCGCAACGCAAUCGGCUCGAUCAGCUCGUCCGUGACGGUGCACGUGGAGGACAACGAGGAGGACUACGUGUACAAUGCGCAUCACCGCACGCCGUACGUGCGCGCCCGCAACAAGGUGUACCAGGACUUCUACGAUCUGGGCGACGAGAUUGGACGUGGCACGCAGGGCAUUACGUACCACGCGACGGACCGUUCGAAUGGGCGUAACUUUGCCGCCAAGAUCAUGUACGGCAGCCCCGACCUGCGUCCGUUCAUGUUCAACGAGGUGGACAUCAUGAACAUACUAAACCACCGCAAGCUGAUCCGGCUGCACGACGCGUACGACAUUAACCGGUCGAUCACGCUCAUCCUGGAGCUGGCAUCGGGCGGUGAGCUGGUGCGAGACAAUCUGCUCAAGUACGAUUACUACACCGAGCGGCAGAUCGCGAUCUACGUGUACCAGGCGCUGCUCGGGUUGGAGCAUAUGCACACGCGCGGCAUCGCGCACAUGGGACUCACCAUUAAGGAUCUGCUGAUUGCGCACCCCGGUAGCGAUAAUUUGAAGAUCUGUGACUUUGGGCUGGCACGGCGCAUCGAAGAUGACAAGCUGUACACGCUCGACUACGGUAUGCCCGAGUUUGUCGCGCCGGAGGUGAUCAAUCGCUGCGGUGUCGGUCUGGGACAGGAUAUGUGGUGCGUUGGUAUCAUCACGUACAUUCUGCUCGGUGGCGUUAGCCCGUUCCUGGGUCGUAAUGAUCGCGAAACGCUGACGCGCGUCAAGGAGGGCAAGUGGACGUUCAUCGGCUCGGUGUGGGAGAACAUUUCGACUGAGGCGCGUGACUUCAUCACCCGCCUGCUAGUGUACGAGGAGAAGCACCGUAUGACGAUUCGCGACGCUCUGAAUCACUCCUGGUUCGAUGUGAUCUAUCGCCGUACGUUCGAAGAGUACCAGAUCGGUACGGAUCGGCUGCGCAGCUACUACUACCACUAUAGGGACUGGUACACGAACGCAUCCUGCCGCACCUGGUACCGGCGCCGUCCGUUGAUGAGCUGCUUCGACCAUCCGUCGCGCAUGGUGUACCCGCCGGGCAUUAUCUUCACGCCCGAGGGCACGCCACCGCCGAUGCAGGUGGACGACAUCCCGCACAAGCGCAAGAAGUGGGAGGAGUACGUGUCGAAGGACAACCAUCCCGACUACGAGACGGCUUCGUUCAAGUCGGAAAGCCACUACCAGUACGGACCGGACACGUAUCUGCUCCAGCUGCGUGACACCACCUUCCCGUGCCGACUGCGCGAGUACAUGAAGAUCGCGAAGCACCGUUCGCCAAGCUUGGUGUCGGAUUCGAACUACGAUGGCAGUCUUCCCAUCAUUCGAGAGCGUCGCCGCUUUACGGACGUGAUGGACGAGGAGAUUGACGACGAGCGUCGCAGCCGCAUCACGCGCUACGGCACGGACGACAGCAUUACGGUGACGCGCCGGCUGCGCAACGAGGUCGGCACGCGCCUUGGCUCGUACGCCGAGGCGGAAGCGCUGAUCGAGUGCAAGCGCGAGGGUCAGCCGCCGUUCUUCCGCGAGAAGCCGCAAACGAUCGCGAUCCGCGAGGGCGAACCGAACCAGAUCAUCUGCUACGCGGUCGGUGAUCCGAAACCGUCGGUCACGUGGUUCCGCAACGACAUGGUCAUCACCGACACGAACCGCAUCAAGGUGCUGGACGAUGUGGACGGCCGCUCGGUCAUCCAGUUCCAUCCGGCCACGCACAACGAUGUCGGUGUGUACAAGGCGGUGGCAAGCAAUCGCGUCGCAAAGACGGUCGCGCGCUGCCGCGUGGUGAUUGCCGUCAUUCCGGACGCACCGGAUGCGCCAGAUGCGGUGGCCGUGAGCGACACGGAGGUGCUGCUGCGCUGGAAGCAACCGCGCAGCGACGGCAACUCGCAGGUCAUCUGCUACAGCCUGGAGCAGAAGGAGCACGGCAAGGCGGACUGGGUCGACGUGGCGAGCAAUAUCGAUCACGAGUUCUUCCUGGUGCACGAUUUGCGCCCGACCGUGGGCUACCAGUUCCGGCUGGCGGCGUACAAUCGUAUCGGCUGGAGCGAUCGCGGUCUGCCGACCAAGACGAUCACGACGCUCGAGCCGGGUGCGCCCAAGAUUCAGAUUACGCGCGCGAUGAAGCAUCUGCAGCAGCUGACGGAGUCGGGCCAGCAGGUAGGACCGGAGGAGCGCACGGGCCGGCUGGACUACAGCUACGAGAAGACGCCGCUCAAAUGGAGCAUCGAGGGCAACUACAACGAGAAGUACACGUUCAUGUCGGAGAUGGCGCGCGGCCGGUUCUCAAUCGUGGUGAAGGGGCUGGAGAAGGCGACGGACAAGAUUGUGGUGGCGAAGAUCUUCGAGCUGGGCGACGAGCGGUCGGCCGAGGCGGUGGAGCGUGAGUUCGAUGUGCUGCGCACGCUGCGCCAUGAGCGCAUUGGCGCGCUGCUCGCUGCGUUCCGGCCAAAGAACACGUCCAUUGCGGCGCUGGUGAUGGAGAAGCUGCAGGGCGCCGAUGUGCUAACGUACCUGAGCAGCCGCUCGGAGUACAGUGAGCAGAUUGUGGCGACGAUCGUGAACCAGGUGCUGGAUGGGUUGCAGUACCUGCACUGGCGCGGCAUCUGCCAUCUGGACCUGCAGCCGGACAACAUCGUGAUGGCGUCGGUGCGCCAGGUCAACAUCAAGCUGGUGGACUUCGGAUCGGCCCAGUACGUGUCGAAGCUCGGCACGAAUGUUACCCGCUCGGGCUGGUUGGACUUUAUGCCACCGGAGGUCCUGAACGAUGAGCCGGCGUUGCCACAGACCGACAUCUGGACGGUCGGCUGCCUGACGUAUCUGUUCCUGUCCGCCACCAGCCCGUUCCGUGGCCAGGAUGAGGCGGAAACGCGAGCCAACAUUAGCUUCGUGCGCUAUCGCUUCGAGAACCUGUUCAAGGAGGUCACCGCGGAAGCAACGCGCUUCCUGAUGCUCAUCUUCAAGCGUGCACCAAACAAACGUCCAACGGUCGAGGAGUGCUUCGAUCACCGCUGGUUGGUGCACACCGACUUCAUGACUAAGAAGCGCGAGAGAGCGAUCUUCCCUGGCAACCGUUUGAAGCAAAUUUCCGAAGAAUACCAUACGAUGAAAACGAACGAAGCCACCAAGUCGGAGACGAUCUCCAACUUUGGUGGCCAAUCCCCGCGCCAGCUGUUGCGUUCCAACAGCAUCCAGGAGGAGCUGCUGACCACCUUCUAAAAACAAAAUAAUCGCGGCUUCAUGCUUUUCUCGCUUCCUAUCGCGUGUUUCAAUGUUCCGUUUUCAGCGUUAGUUAUUUGCUUUGUUUUUGCUUCUUCUAGUAGAAAAUGUGGCUCGGUUUUUUCCAUCUGUUGCUAUUUAAUGUAAAUAGCACUAGAAUGCUUGAUGCGCCCAGUUUUUCUCGCCUUAAUCAUUAGGCGUUCAGUACCGCUCGCUGGUGUCAAAUUUAUUAUACCCCAUUGAAAAGACCCGAGAAAGAGCUUUAUUGGGCGUUUCUUUUCAUGUUUGGUUUCGUUUGUUCAGAGUAGCUUUCGAGCUGUCGAGUUUCGGCUUUGCUUAUCCCAUUUUCUGUCCGCUAGCACUGGUAAAUAGUACUUAUAUAAACGAAGAUCAAACGAUUUAAAGAAGUAAAGAAAAGAGAGUGAAAAAACAUUAGAAAAAAUGGUUUUUACACUUAAACCAACAAAAAAAAACCAAUGAAACGAGUAAACACAAUCAUGUUCUUUCUAUACAAUCGUACGUUUAUACAAACACGCGCAGCACACAUACACAUUUUGCCAGUAUGUGGUGCUGCCUGUUUGGAGUUGUUCGGGAGAGCCGCUUAUAUAAAAAAUGGGAUUUUGGACCACGCAAUCCCCCGGGGGAUCUUUUUUUAUAUGACUUUUUUAACCGCAAACCACCACUGUUAUACACACAUCCCUAAGAAAAACCGGGGCUUUGUGCUGGUCCGCCCGCCGCUGCAGCGUGUUGCUUUAGUUUAGUUAUUUAGGGAAAUGUUAGCAAA